CCAGAUAGAGCCGAACAAAGGAAUGAAGCUCCCUCCUCCUCUCCUUCUUCUCAUUAAUUCCGGCCUCGCCAUUUUGUUGCUUGUUGAUUCGACUGGUUUGAUUCCGGUUCGAGCGAGCGGCCACGAUUACAAUGACGCGCUGGCGAAAUCGAUUCUGUUCUUCGAAGGACAGCGUUCCGGAUUUCUGCCGCAGAAUCAGCGGCUCUCGUGGCGAGCCAACUCCGGCCUGAGCGACGGCUGGACUUACAAAACCGAUUUGACCGGCGGCUACUACGACGCUGGUGACAACGUGAAGUUCGGCUUUCCUAUGGCCUUCACCACUACAAUGCUGGCCUGGAGCGUGAUCGAGUUCGGCGAUCUCAUGCCGCCGGCCGAACUGAGAAACGCGCUCGUUGCGAUUCGCUGGUCGACUGAUUAUCUGCUCAAGACGGUUUCGCAGCCGAAUCGUAUUUUUGUGCAGGUGGGUGAUCCAAUUAUCGAUCACAAUUGUUGGGAGAGGCCGGAGGACAUGGACACCGCGAGAACUGUCUACGCCGUGGACGCACCAAACCCGGCAUCAGACGUAGCUGGCGAGACAGCAGCCGCGCUGGCAGCAUCCUCGAUGGCGUUCCGGUCAUCGGAUCCUGGAUACUCCGAGACUUUGUUGAGAAAUGCUAGGAAUGCUUUUCAAUUUGCAGACAAUUACAGAGGAGCUUACAGUGAUAAUGCCAACAUUAGAGACGGUGCCUGCCCUUUUUACUGUGAUUUUGACGGGUAUCAAGAUGAGUUGCUUUGGGGAGCAGCAUGGCUGAGGAGGGCGUCUGAAGAUAAUACAUACCUUACUUACAUAGAAAGCAAUGGCAAAACACUUGGUGCUGAUGAUAACACCAAUGAAUUUGGCUGGGACAACAAGCAUGCUGGCCUAAACGUUCUUGUUUCCAAGGAAGUGAUGGAAGGGAAUAUGUACUCACUAGAGUCAUACAAAGCAUCAGCUGAUAGCUUUAUGUGUACUCUAAUACCAGAAUCAUCAUCUUCCCAUAUAGAGUUCACUCCUGGCGGACUAAUAUAUAGGCCGGGAGGCAGCAAUUUGCAACACGCAACAACAAUUUCAUUCCUCUUGCUCGUAUACGCAAGCUAUUUAUCUCGAACAUCUCAAUCCGUCAACUGUGGCAACCUCUUUGUCUCUCCAGAUACACUUCGCCAACAAGCGAAAAAACAAGUUGAUUACAUACUAGGAGAUAAUCCAAUGGGAUUAUCCUACAUGGUAGGUUAUGGUAACAAGUAUCCUCAACGAAUUCAUCAUCGUGGCUCGUCCUUGCCUUCCAUCAAGGACCAUACUCAAUUCAUAGCAUGUAAAGAGGGUUCGGUUUAUUUUAAUUCAACCAACCCCAACCCUAACGUUUUAGUUGGAGCUGUGGUGGGUGGACCAGGUGAAGAUGAUAGUUACAACGAUGACAGAGCUGAUUAUAGAAAAUCAGAGCCAACAACAUAUAUUAAUGCACCGUUUGUUGGAGUGCUGGCUUAUUUUGCAGCUAAUCCCUAUUAGCAAAUGCAGAAAACUCUAUAAGCCCAUUUUGUGCAUAGUUUCAAUACUUUCCCUUGUAAGCUUGAAGUUUAGAAAAAAGUAGUCUCUCAUCUUAAGGUGAAGUGAAGCCUGAGAGGGAAGAGGCUUAAUUGGGUUUUUAGGUAAUUUAAUCACAAGAACUCAAUGUGAUCAGAGAAAAAAAAGAAAAAAAACAAAAGAGAGGUGCUUCUGAGAUGUAGAAAUCUCACCAAACAUGUCUUUGACUUUUUUUCAUACAUGAAAUGAA
Molecule: messenger RNA, 1790 nt
Organism: Carica papaya (papaya)
Lineage: Eukaryota; Viridiplantae; Streptophyta; Magnoliopsida; Brassicales; Caricaceae
Product: endoglucanase 24-like
Biological process (GO): carbohydrate metabolic process
Molecular function (GO): hydrolase activity, hydrolyzing O-glycosyl compounds
Source: RefSeq, a predicted model, not a curated record